AUGGGCAGUUUCCAUGAGCCGUGGGGUCGUCUCGUCAUUGGUGGUUGGGCGUCCGCUCCCUCCUCGCAUAGCGGGCACCGGGGACGAAGCACCUUGGGGUCACGAUUGCAACAACGAUGGUCGUCGUGUAGCUGCCAGUGGAUAGCUGGCAGAAGGGGCGAUGGGAAAGUGGGCGUGGGUUGGGAAUUGGGCGGUACAUGGGCUUCUGCUGUCGAGAGGUUGGUCAGGUGGGCCAUCGAGCAGCCAGAGCAUUACGCACCUCGACCUCCCAGUAGCAGCCAUGCCACUGUUGUCCCCAGCCAUCCCUCGCCAUAUACCGCCUCAACGAUCCAAUCGUUCUACCCAAGCACCCCGCGGCCUACAAGCGCCCAUCGACGAGGACGACUGUUCGCGAACGGCCGUGUGGUCGAGUCGGUUGUGUUCGAGAAAGACGUGGUCGCCGACGAGCUGGAAGAGGGAUACGCGGACGAUGGUGGGGACUAG
Molecule: messenger RNA, 483 nt
Organism: Coprinopsis cinerea okayama7#130
Lineage: Eukaryota; Fungi; Basidiomycota; Agaricomycetes; Agaricales; Psathyrellaceae
Exons: 1
Coding region: 1-483 (160 amino acids)
Source: RefSeq, a predicted model, not a curated record